Zingiber officinale is the source of this 2330-nucleotide messenger RNA. RefSeq names its product DEAD-box ATP-dependent RNA helicase 39-like. Gene Ontology annotation, molecular function: RNA helicase activity; nucleic acid binding; ATP binding. Lineage: Eukaryota; Viridiplantae; Streptophyta; Magnoliopsida; Zingiberales; Zingiberaceae. The record is from RefSeq and is a predicted model, not a curated record. The transcript has 9 exons. The coding region runs from base 84 to 2000 and encodes 638 amino acids.
AAGUAUCCAGAGGCCCCCGACUUUAUCCGCAGUCCUCGCUCUCGCUCUCGCUCUCGCUCGGUGCCGCCGCCGUUGCAUUUGGCAUGCCCAUGGCCGUGGCAAUGGCCGCCAGUGGUGCCGCCGGGAAAGCCCUCUUUUCCGCUUCCUCCUCGUUAUUCUUUUCGCGCACCUUCCGCUCCUUCUCCAAUCCCCGCCUCCCGCCACCGCCUAGGCUUUUCCCUGUGCUCGCCCGCCCUCUAUGCCUCUCCUCAAUUCCCGCCUCCGCAGCCUCCACGACUACCGUCGAGCCUGAGCAGGCAGUGAAACCCCUCCUGCACUCGGUCCUUCUUGAGCGCCUGCGCCAUCGGCAUCUCAAGGACCAAGCCAAGGGAGCCGUCCAGUCGCGAGCGUCGUCCCCUUCCUCGCUCCCAAAGCCUGCGAAUGUUGCGGCCAGGAAGAAGAUCAAGGAUACACGGAGCAAUACGGUGGAGAGCUUUGAGGAAUUGGACCUCAGUGACGAGGUGAUGGGGGCCGUGAAGGAGAUAGGCAUCUCUGUGCCUACCGAGAUCCAGUGCAUCGCUGUGCCUGCGAUUCUCGAGGGUAAAAGUGUGGCUUUGGGCUCUCAUACUGGUUCUGGGAAGACCCUGGCAUAUAUGUUGCCUAUAGUCCAGUUGAUGCGGCAUGAUGAAGAAGUGUCUGGAAAGUUGAUGAAAUCCAAGCGUCCCAGAGUGGUGGUACUUUGUCCUACGAGGGAGUUAUGUGAACAGGUUUUCCACGUAGCAAAGUCCAUUAGCCACCAUGCACGCUUUAGAUCUACGAUGAUCAGUGGAGGUGGCCGAUUAAGACCCCAAGAGGAUUCACUAAGUGAACCAAUUGAUAUGGUUGUUGGAACCCCAGGGAGAAUUCUUCAGCAUAUCAAUGAAGGAAACAUGGUGUAUGGGGACAUAAAGUACUUGGUGUUGGAUGAGGCUGACACAAUGUUUGAUCAAGGUUUUGGUCCUGACAUACGCAAGUUUCUUGGUCCCCUAAAGAGUCGUGCAGAAAAACCCGGUGACCAAGGUUUUCAAACUGUUUUGGUGACUGCAACAAUGACCAAGGCUGUGCAGAAAUUGAUUGAUGAAGAAUUCCAGGGAAUAAUUCAUUUAAGAACUUCUAGUUUUCAAAAGAAAGUUGCAUCUGCUCGACAUGACUUUAUAAAGCUUUCUGGUGCAGAAAAUAAGCUUGAAGCUCUUCUACAGGUUCUUCAGCCAAGUUUGGUAAAGGGUAACAGGGUAAUGGUAUUCUGCAAUACUUUGAACUCAAGCCGUGCUGUCGAUCAUUUCCUUGGUGAGAAUCAAAUAUUCACCGUAAAUUACCAUGGCGAGGUGCCUGCAGAAGAAAGAGUCGAAAAUCUGAAAAAGUUUAAGAGUGACGAUGGAGAUUGUCCUACUUUGGUAUGUACGGAUUUGGCUGCUAGAGGACUUGACCUUGCUGUGGAUCAUGUUAUCAUGUUUGAUUUUCCCAAAAACUCAAUCGAUUAUCUUCAUCGGACUGGAAGAACUGCUCGUAUGGGUGCCAAAGGCAAAGUGACAAGCCUAGUUGCAAAGAAAGAUCUGCCUUUAGCCACAAAAAUUGAGGAAGCGUUAAAGAAAAAUCAAAGUUUGGAAUCACUCAGUAUUAACAGUGUGAAAAGAGAUGCUGCUAUAUCAAGACAGAUUAAUAAGACAUACAAAAUGAAGGUUUUGUCCAAGCCUUCAUCCAAAAUCGGCAAAAAGGAUUCUGCUUCCCCAAACUCACUAGCUAGUAAGAAAGGAGUCGCUGCUUCUCCGAGUAAAACAAAGAAGGGUAUCACUCUCUCGAGGGCGAAUAAAUCCUCCGGUGCUUCGAGAAGGGAAUCACCUAAAGGCAACAAGCUUCGCCAGACUAAAACAUCUGGUGCUAAAAAAGCUCCUACAUCUAAACUUAGCGUUGUAGGCUUCAGGGGCCGUAGUUCUGCUGGCAAAAAUGCCGCUUCUAAAAAUUCCACUAGGAGAUCAACCUGAAGUCUAAAGACAUUUUUGGCUCCUUUUCGAGGUGAGUUCUGCUUGGUCAUUUGACACUAACAGAAUCAUAAAGAUUAUCAAUGCCGUCAUUCAUAUGUAUAUAAUCUCGGUGUCUCGGUUACGAGCAAAAUCGAGACGCUUGCAGGUUUCUCGAUUUUUCAAGUUGUUUUGGUAUUUUUCUUAAAAUGCCAUAUGGCAGGUAAGGUUAGGAGAACCACCAAGUUGCUCUUUACCAUUGUUCAUGUAAGCAGUUACUGAAUUUAUCUCCUGAUUGUUUAUCCAUUUAGUGAGCUGAUUACAGAAUUAAAAUGAGUAUAUUUGGUGGAUCAA